This is a messenger RNA of Rattus norvegicus (Norway rat), 3264 nucleotides long. Lineage: Eukaryota; Metazoa; Chordata; Mammalia; Rodentia; Muridae. The record is from RefSeq and is a predicted model, not a curated record.
GCAGGGGAGCUUUGAGAGUGUAUAGCAUGGGGGUGAGAGAGCUUUGAGAGUGUGUAGCACUGGGGCACACGUUGAGAGUGUGCAGCUAUAUCCGUACCUUACUUCAUUUGCUCUCUGUCUGCUUUGAACUUGCAGUUGAGGAUGUGAUCUUUCAGCUUUCUGAUUCCCCCAAAUACCUCCCCACCAUGGUGAACCCUCAUCUCUCCGGAACCAUAAGCCCAAAUAAGCCUUUCCUUCUGUUAUGGCAUUUUUGUCACAGUAGCAGAGAAAUAACUAAGACACCAAUUCAAUCCUUCGAGAUCACUCUUAAUCCUCUCAUGAGAUGGGAGCUCUUGUGACAUAGUCACCUCCUGAAGGUCCCAUCCCAUUCAGAGCUGUUACAUUAGCAGUGAAAAUUUCAACCCAGGUUUUGGUGGAACAAAUCAUAUCCAAAGCCCAUAGCAUGGGCAACGUACUUCUUAUAGAGUGCUUUCAUAUGUUCUGAGCUUCACGAGGUGAGUGGUUUUGACUCCGUAGUGGAUGAACCAGAAGGCGCUGAGGCUAUGUGGUUUGCUGGUAAAGGAUGGAAAUUGUCUUGGAUGCAGAGCCUGUGCCCUUUGAGGCGCUGUUCUGCGUUGGAUGCUGUGACGAUCAGUAAGGAACUUCUGCUGUAGAGACCUGGUUUUAAAGCUCAUACUUCACAGAUGGAGUUGAGAUAUUUUGUGAUUUCAGUGGGUAUAUUAUUAGCUGGCUGUGGCUGCCGUACAAAGUACCAUAAACUGGGUGGUUUUAAUGACAGAAAUGUAGUUCUGUAGGCCCCAGGUUGGUUUCUUCUGAGGGCUCCUAGACAUGAUAAUGUCGUACCAUCCCAUGUCUUUACAUCAGUGUGCAGUGUGCUUCCUCUGUGUGCAGAUCUAUGUCCCUACUUCCUUUCCCUUCCUUCUUUUUUUUAUAGUUUCAUUAGAAUAGGACUCUCCCCUAUGACAUCUUAUCUUCCAAGAAGGCCACGGUUUAAGGAACUGAGAGUUAUGAUGCUAGCAUAUGAAUGUCUAAGGGACACAAUGCAAACCCAUAACGGUGGGCAUGCCAGUAGAACAUAGCUCUUUCUUUUGUUAUCUAGACAGACAGAGCAGUAAACACAGGGUCUGUGUUUAAGGGUCUUAUAUUCUGCUAAGGAGAGAACAGGCGAGUAUGAUGUCAGGUAGUGACAGAGUAAGGCGCAGAGAGAGACUCGGGGCAGGAGUGGAGCUGAAUGAUGGGACGGGGUGAGCUUUCUGCAGGGCCUUCCUGGCUGAGGAAAUGGCCUAUCCAGAGGGUCCAAGGCACGGCAGUGAGUGCCCUUUGUGUGGGAAGAAGAGGCAGGCCCUGUGGCUUCAGCAGAGAGCAAGGAAGAACCACACAGCCAAGGAGUGGCAAAGACUCAACUAUGAUAUCUACACCCUGCGGCAGAUCCGCAGGGAAGUGAGGAACAGGUGGAGACGAAUCUUAGAAGAUUUGGGCUUUCAAAGGGAAGCUGACUCUUUGUUGUCAGUGACCAAACUCAGCACCAUGAGUGAUUCCAAAAACACGAGGAAAGCCCGAGAGAUGCUGUUAAAACUGGCAGAAGAGACCUCUAUCUUCCCAGCCAGCUGGGAGCUCUCCGAGAGAUAUCUCUUGAUUGUGGACCGGCUCAUUGCUCUAGAUGCUGCUGAUGACUUCUUUAAGAUUGCUAGCCAAAUGUACCCCAAGAAACCUGGGGUCCCAUGCCUGGUAGACGGCCAGAGGAAGCUGCCCUACCUUCCAUUUCCAAGUCCCUGAAGGGAGGCCCAGAAGAACAGAGCUCUUUACACAGUAAUUCACCCAAGCUGGACAGCUGCCCACAGUUUCCAGUGAGCCAGGAGAGGGCUUUCUCCAGUCAAACACUAAUGUGAAUCCUACGAAACGAAAGGUCUUCCUCAGGACCCUCCCCUAAGGAUGCUCUGGUUACACUAAAACACCCGGUGACCACCGUGCAUCCAGAAAGGAAGGUUAAAGAGGUGGUUGGUGGGCAAUUCUUCCUGGAUAGUCAGGUUCCAAGAAUCCAUGGCUUCAUUGGUUAUGUAAGCCACAGUCAUUCAUUCUGUGGAGUGUGGAGGACUGAUGUUUUCUAAUCAACAGAAGGGUCUGACUAAUAGAGAAGGGUGUAACCGAGCCCUCAAUUACAUCGCCAAUGUUGAGGUAAUCAUUAUUAAGUGUAAUACUAGACAGGGUGCCCCAGAUUUCAUAAAACCUCCUAAAACCCCCUGUGACCUCGCUUUGAUUUGGAAACACCUGCAGCAGCUGGGGCGCUGUUUAGGGCAUCCCUCUGAGCAUCAGGCACGGUUAUUUAGAAGACUAGGUGAGCCAGACCAUAGAUUUGUGUAGACAUACAGCCCAGACAGCAGAACUUCCUGUAGCUCGUGUCUUCCUCUGUGAUGAGAGCACCCCGAAUCCUUGGCACCAAUCCUCAGCCCUGAAGUUACCCAGUUGCCUCGAUUUUUUUUUCCCAUGUUGCCCAUUUCUGAUCCAAAAGCCCUUGGCAUUUUUAGGAAGAAUAGCAUCUGUAAACUGGAACGUUUGGCCUCUACUCCCUGCCUUGAAUCUGUUUCCUGAUUGUCAGCUGAGGGUCGCAGCCGCCUAGGGACCUUUUGGUGCAAACUUGCAGAUAUGCAGGUAGUGGCACAUGCUGACUGCUGGGUCUUCACUCUGAGGGUGAUUUUCUAAAAUGGAGCUGUGCUAACAGUGCAGCUUGCCCACCGAAUGAGAAGCCCCAUCUCCCAAGAUCAUAAAGCAAAGCUUGCCAAGAGAUCGUGGUGCGUUUUGUUGAAAGGCCUUUAAAGACUUGUGGGAUUUAUCUGUAGACUUCUGAGGACAAUAGAAAUAUUUUUAUUUUUUAACAAUUUUGCACUUCUGACUUCAGGUGGAAAAUAAAUUUGUAUUAGUCUGUUCAGGGGAUUGAGACUUGAAAAAUUUCAUAUCCUGAGAAGUUUUUUUUCCCCCAAGCGUAUACUUCAUGUUUAAAAUAUUUACUAGGAAAUACAUGUCCUCCAUUCAUUAAUAUAUUAUAGACUAAUUUAACAGGUGCGUUUCAGGAAAAUUCUUCCUAGUUUAAUAAGUAAGGUAAAAGUUUUAUUUUAUUUUAUUUUUUUUUUAGUGUUUAGUGCUUAUUCUCUACUUCAUGUUUAAGAUUAGCCCACAACUAUUUUCAGUCUCUUCUGUGGGCUAUUAGAAGAUAAACAAUAAAAUAAACAAAAGACAUCUUAGAAUGUUGUAUUGUUUUAAUCAGAA